Messenger RNA from Acanthisitta chloris (rifleman), 1129 nucleotides. It is a transcript of the gene DDRGK1, whose product is annotated as DDRGK domain containing 1. NCBI's taxonomy places the organism in Eukaryota, Metazoa, Chordata, Aves, Passeriformes, Acanthisittidae. The transcript has 8 exons. The record is from RefSeq and is a predicted model, not a curated record. The annotation marks the transcript as partial.
CUGACCAGGAGCACCAGCAGCAUGUGGCAGCAGCAGCAGCAGUGGUGGCCAGGCCUCGGCCGCAGGCGGAGGAGCGCGCAGAUGGAAUGCCGCGGCGCCGCAGGAACAUGGGGAACAGGCUGAUAGCCCAGCGCAGGGCACAGCAGGCAGAAGAGUGGCAGGAAGAGGAAGAGGAAGCUGAGGAGGUGCCGGAAUUUCAGGUGUCUGCGAAAAUUGGAGCAAAAAAGCAGAGGAAAUUAGAAGAGAAACAAGCCAGAAAGGCACAGAGAGAGGCUGAAGAAGCAGAGAGAGAAGAAAGGAGAAAACUGGAGUCAAAAAGAGAGGAGGAAAGGAAGAAAGAAGAGGAGAGACAACGUCUGGAGGAGGAACGACAGGAAGAGGAAAAAAGGAAGGCAAAGGAAGAAGAGGAGAAGAGAGAAUAUGAAGAGUACCUGAAGCUUAAGGAGAGUUUUGUAGUUGAAGAAGAAGGGGUUGAAGAAUCAAUGACAGAGGAACAGUCUCGCAGCCUUCUUAUGGAAUUCCUGGAGUAUGUUAAGAAAACAAAAGUUAUCCAGCUGGAGGACUUGGCCUCACAUCUGGGUUUAAGAACACAGGAUGCAAUUAACAGAAUCCAGGACCUGAUGGCAGAUGGCACUCUGACAGGUGUGAUUGAUGACAGAGGAAAGUUCAUCUACAUCACUCCAGAGGAGAUGUCUGCAGUGGCUCGGUACAUCAAACGCCGAGGACGAGUCUCCAUCGCAGAGCUGGCCCAGGCCAGCAACUCCCUCAUCAACCUCCAGCCUGACAGCAGAGCUGCUGCUCCCACUGUGGCCUGAGGAGAACACAGCAGGAGGUUAACCUUUUAAUGAAUAAACCACAUAAUCAAAAGCAAACAGGAACCUCUCUAGUCCAUUUGCAGUGCUGGAGGAUAGGAUGCACUUUUGAAGCAUCAGCUGCAAGACUUACCAGAAGUUUUGCUUUUCAUUCUGUUAGAGCUGAUAUAAAAUAGGACAACUGAUUGUACCGCAGAGGCUGGUCAGGAACUUGGGGCUCAAACACUCUGAUCCAUCUGCACCCCAGAAAUACCAACAAUUUAUGCCUUGGCAGUCAGUCUCAUUUGACUAUACUUAAACUUUUUAUUGCUUCCAGA